Molecule: messenger RNA, 621 nt
Organism: Leptosomus discolor (cuckoo roller)
Lineage: Eukaryota; Metazoa; Chordata; Aves; Leptosomiformes; Leptosomidae
Gene: HDHD3
Product: haloacid dehalogenase like hydrolase domain containing 3
Cellular component (GO): nucleus
Source: RefSeq, a predicted model, not a curated record
CACGGGGUCCGGGUGCAGCCGGAGGCUCUCAGUCGGUCAUUCCGGGAGGCGUAUGGAGCCCAGAGCAGGCGCUUCCCCAACUACGGCCGGGGCCAGGGGCUCAGCUCCCAGCAGUGGUGGGUCGACGUUGUGCAGCAGACCUUCAGGCUCUCAGGUGUGCACGAAGAGGGAGUCCUAACGCUGAUGGCCCAAAACCUCUACCGUGACUUCUGCAGUGCCUGCAACUGGGAGGUGUUGCCGGGAGCCAGCGAGACCCUGAGCCAGUGCUGCCAGCGCGGCUUCUGCAUGGGGGUCGUCUCUAACUUCGAUAAGCGGCUGGAAACCAUCCUCUCCCAGUGCAACCUGCGGCACCACUUUGAAUUCAUCCUCACCUCUGAGGAGGUGGGUUUUGCCAAGCCAGACAGGAGGAUCUUCGAGAAAGCCCUGCGCCUUGGUGGGGUCCCCCCGGAGCAGGCAGCUCAUGUGGGGGAUGACUACAGCCGGGAUUACAGGGCAGCCCGAGCCGUGGGCAUGCACAGCUUUCUGCUCCGGGCUGCAGGGCAGGGCGAGGAGCUGGAGGUGCCACCUGAGCAUGUCCUGCCCACGCUCAGCCACCUCCUGGCUCUUAUUGAGAAGGGGUAG